Molecule: messenger RNA, 731 nt
Organism: Carassius gibelio (silver crucian carp)
Lineage: Eukaryota; Metazoa; Chordata; Actinopteri; Cypriniformes; Cyprinidae
Exons: 2
Coding region: 81-731 (216 amino acids)
Source: RefSeq, a predicted model, not a curated record
GCGGAGAGCCGCGCUGGAAUCAUCCCGGGCUGACGCUCACAAGUCCGGGGCCCGGUGCACCCAGGACGCGAUCUUCCCAGAUGUCCUUCACUGCGACGCCGGGACACCACGGACCCUGGGUGCAUCCACAGCGGGGGAUGCGAGCCGGGUCCCGGGCGACGACAUCUCCCCCUCCUGCCUUCGAGAUCUCCAUCCAGAACCGCUUCGCUCCCCUCCGCGAGACAGGACGCGACGCUGUGAUCAUCGGAGACUCCAUCGUCCGACACGUAAGUGCUACGUUAGCCGAAGGUAAAGUGCACACUCAUUGUUUGCCUGGUGCUCGUGUUCUCGAUGUUUCUGCGCAGAUACCUGCGAUCCUGAAGGACGACGAGAGCCCGAGAGCGGUCGUGCUUCACGCCGGGGUUAACGACACCACGCUGCGGCAGACGGAGACGCUGAAGAGGGACUUCAGGAGCCUGAUCGAGACGGUUCGCAGCACGACGCCCGCGGCGACGAUCGUCGUGUCAGGACCACUGCCCACGUAUCGACGAGGACACGAAAGGUUCAGUAGACUUUUUGCUUUAAAUGAAUGGUUGUUGUCAUGGUGUAAAGAACAGAAACUGCUAUUUGUUAAUAACUGGAAUCUUUUCUGGGAGCGUCCUAGACUGUUUCGCGCUGAUGGAUUACACCCCAGUCGAGUCGGCGCGGAGCUUCUCUCUGACAACAUCUCCAGGACACUUCGCUCCAUGUGA